Molecule: messenger RNA, 1740 nt
Organism: Fibroporia radiculosa
Lineage: Eukaryota; Fungi; Basidiomycota; Agaricomycetes; Polyporales; Fibroporiaceae
Exons: 19
Coding region: 1-1740 (579 amino acids)
Biological process (GO): secondary metabolic process
Molecular function (GO): CoA-ligase activity
Source: RefSeq, a predicted model, not a curated record
AUGACUGAAAUCUUAGGCCCCGGUGGACCUCUUCCCCCUGUCCCAGAUGACCUGACCCUUGUCCAAUUCAUGCUAGAUGAGCGACAUGUCUCAAGACCGAUCGUACCACCGCCGUAUACUUGGCUAAUUGAGGACGCUACUGGAAGGAAAAUCGCCUUGGAUGAAAUCCGCAAUCGUGUAUUUGGGCUGGCAAACUCCCUCAGGUUUCGGUGGAAAUUGGAGGAGGAGGAUGUAGUUUGCAUAUUCAGCCCCAAUCAUGUCGAUUAUCCUGUCGCAAUAUGGGCCUUACAUCGACUCGGAGCAAUCGUGACCACGUCCAAUCCUUCCUUCACCGCGAACGAAUUGGAAUACCAACUGUCCAUUACUAAGGCCAGGGCAAUUAUCACGCAUCCGUUUAGCCUCUCAGUCGCUCUAGAGGCUGCACAUAAAGUAGGGAUAUCUUCAGAGUUUAUCGUGCUAUUCGACGAUACUUCGGUCACUGGAGCUCGUCAGUUCCCCAAUUUGAGUGAUCUAGUGAUAGAAGGCUUGCGUAUGUCGCCAACGUUCAUUGAGAGACGGCUGAGGCGAGGGGAAGGUAAGACGAAGCUGGCAUUCCUCAGUCUUUCCAGCGGGACUACAGGAAGACCCAAGGCUGUAUGCAUACCUCAUCACUCACCGAUCGCGAAUGUUAUACAAAUGGCUCAUCGAGCUAAUUCUCAGCCUCAGCCUUUGGCGAGUAGGCCAUAUCGACCAGGGGAUAUUGGCAUGGCGCUUCUUCCUUUUUAUCAUAUCUACGGGCUUGUCGUCGUGAUGCAUUUUGCAAUCUUUUAUGGCAUGACACUCGUCGUUAUUCCAAAAUUCAACUUUGUGGACAUGUUAAAGAGCAUCGAACGUCAUCGUAUUAACUACAUCCCUGUAGUCCCUCCGAUAGUGGUAUUGCUCUGCAAGCAUCCUGCUGUGAAGCAAUACGACCUGAGUUCCCUGCGUGCGAUGAAGAGCGGGGCCGCACCCUUAACCGCAGAAAUCAUAAAGCAGCUUAGCGAAACUCUGCCUGCAAUGAGCAUCGGCCAGUCGUACGGCAUGACUGAGACCUGCACGACUGUCACCUUCCCACAAGUUGAGCAGAAGAUUGGGACGCCUGGUAGCGCUGGCCGGCUCCUCCCUGGUGUUGUGGCGCGUGUCAUUGACCCUGAUGGCAAACUGUUGGGAUAUGGCCAGCCUGGUCAGUUGGUGGUUAAGAGCCCGGGAAAUGCUCUGCAUUAUUUGAACAACGAACAGGCGACCAGCGAGACGUUCGUAGAUGGAUGGGUCUACACCGGCGACGAGGUCAUUAUCAACGAACAGGCCGAGGUCUUCGUCGUCGAUCGUAUCAAGGAACUCAUGAAGGUGAAGGGUUAUCAAGUUGCACCUGCCGAGCUCGAGGGCCACCUGCUUGAUCACCCCGACGUAUCCGAUGUCUGUGUGGUCGGUAUCCCAGAUGAGUAUAGCGGGGAAGCCCCUCUCGCUUUCGUUGUGCCAACCGCGAGUGCUAUAGAGCGGAUGAAGAGCGAGCCUAGCGAGGGCGGGAGAAUCAAGGCGGCGCUCAUGAAGCAUGUGGCCGACGUGAAGGUGAACUACAAGCAUCUUGCCGGCGGCGUGGAAUUCGUCGAAACUAUCCCAAAGAACCCGAGCGGAAAGCUGCUCCGUCGAUUCUUGAGGGACCAUGCGAAGCAACUGCAAGCAGAUGGGAAGUUGUCGACGGUUGUCAAGAGCAAGCUGUGA